UGACGAUAUAAAUCCGAACAUUCAAGGUCUAUUCCUUAAUGUAACCGUCCUCCCAUCCUUCCCCCCCAUUAUUUUGCACGCUUCACCACCCUUCCCCACUCCCCUUCUGCUAUAGUCCCUUUCACAGAAAAAAAAUGCUGUUCCCGGAAAAUCAAGAACUCGAAAUUCCCACCACCACCUCCUCCUCCUCCUCCACCGCCACUCAAACACUCGAGAAAUGUGAUCCCACCACCGCAAUGAAUGAGCCCAUGAACAUGCUCACCGAUUACUAUGACAUUGAUAGCACUUGCUCCACCCCAUACGUAAGUGCACCCUCUAGCCCCGGCCGCGGCCAGGGUGCACCCGUCACCGGCUUUUACUACAGUGCUCCGGCGAGUCCUAUGCAUUUCAUGCUUUCUACGGCUAUGAGUAGUUGUAACAGUAACGACUUAGGACUGUCUUCCCAACCUGAAGUUUCCCCUACUUCUUCCACUUGCUCAUUCGAGUUCGAUUUCGCAGCCAGUAAAGUUUCCACCAAUGGGACUUCAUCGGCCGGAUCCAUGAGCUCCGCUGACGAGCUUUUCUUGAACGGCCAGAUCCGGCCCAUGAAGCUGUCCUCCCACCUCCAGAGACCUCAAGUUUUAGCCCCGCUCCUGGAUUUAGAUGUGGCUGAUGAUGAAGUUGACGAAAUUGUUAGAGGAAGAGAGGCGAAGAUGCGGGAUAGAUCCUUGCGGAGGAGGACUAGAUCUAUGUCGCCCCUGAGGACUAGCUCGAGCCCAUUCGGGUGGCACGAUGGAGCCGAUUUUGAGGUUGAUAGAUCAGGUGGAAUUUUCGAGGACAAAAAGCAGCUGGCUGCUGCUAAAAAUGGCGAGGAAGAAGAAGCUGUUUCGGGCGAGACGACCCCGUGCGAGUCUGGUGCGUCCUCGAGAUCUUCAUCCGUGGGGAGGAGUUCGAGUAGAUGGGUUUUCUUGAAGGAGUUUCUCUAUAGGAGUAAGAGUGAAGGAAGAAAUAAUGGGCACAAGUUUUGGGGGUCUCUGUCAUUUUCACCUGUUAAAGACAAGAUCAAAAUGGAGAAAUUAAUGCCAACAAAGUUCCCAUCACUUCAUUCUUCUUCUUCUUCCUCCUCCUCUCCUAAGGAUAAAGAUAAAGAGAAGGCCGCUCCCACAGGUGCAGCAACAGUUUCACCUGAUUUGUUGGCAACAGAGUCUGCAGAUGGGAAAAGAGCAAAACACACUGGCGGCCAAAAAGAUGGGAAGAAGAAGGUGGCGGUAAAUGGGGUUGGAAAGAGAAGGGUUCCUCCAUCACCUCAUGAACUGCAUUAUACUGCCAAUAGAGCUCAAGCUGAGGAGAUGAGGAAGAAGACAUUCUUGCCAUAUAGGCAAGGAUUGCUUGGUUGUUUGGGAUUUAGUUCCAAAAGUUAUGGUGCCAUGAAUGGUUUUGCUAGAGCUUUGAACCCUGUUUCUUCAAGGUAAAAAUAAAAAGGGGAAGAAGAUUAUGUAAAAUAAGUUUAAAAAAAAAAUCUAUGAUCAUUAGAUUAGAUUAUCCUUCAUGGGGUUGAAAAUUAUUACUAGUUGGGAAAAAAAAAACCGUAAAGUGGGGUUUGUAUAGAAACUUUCUUUUUAAUUGUGCCUUCUUCACUUUUCAGUGUAAUUUUGGGAUCUGCCUAUGUAUGUAGUUAACUCUACUACGAAUUUGAUGGCGAUCUCUUCGUUAGAAGGUUGGAAAUAGAAGAAGUUUGUUGAUUAAUUGUGAUGGAUUUGUUUAGCCAUUCUUGGCAAACUAUUCCUUAGAUCCACAAUUUUCUUCUGUUUGUUGUCUGGAUGAACAAUCCACCAGAGAGUUAGUAGCUCCAAUAAGUCAAAGCAUCUAUUC
Coffea eugenioides is the source of this 1851-nucleotide messenger RNA. RefSeq lists its product as uncharacterized. NCBI's taxonomy places the organism in Eukaryota, Viridiplantae, Streptophyta, Magnoliopsida, Gentianales, Rubiaceae. The transcript has a single exon. The coding region runs from base 135 to 1451 and encodes 438 amino acids. The record is from RefSeq and is a predicted model, not a curated record.